Molecule: messenger RNA, 2781 nt
Organism: Nerophis lumbriciformis (worm pipefish)
Lineage: Eukaryota; Metazoa; Chordata; Actinopteri; Syngnathiformes; Syngnathidae
Source: RefSeq, a predicted model, not a curated record
AUGGCGGACGACGACGUGCUUUUCGAGGAUGUCUACGAGUUGUGUGAGGUGAUUGGCAAGGGACCCUUCAGUGUGGUGCGCCGCUGCAUCAACAGGGAUACGGGCCAGCAGUUUGCCGUAAAGAUUGUCGACGUGGCUAGCUUCACCUCCAGUCCUGGCCUCAGCACUGAAGAUCUGAAGCGAGAGGCCAGCAUCUGCCACAUGCUGAAACAUGCGCACAUAGUGGAGUUACUGGAGACGUACAGCUCUGAUGGCAUGCUCUACAUGGUUUUUGAAUUUAUGGAUGGAGCUGACCUCUGUUUUGAAAUUGUGAAGAGAGCUGAUGCUGGUUUUGUGUACAGCGAGGCUGUGGCCAGCCACUACAUGAGGCAGAUUUUGGAGGCGCUUCGCUAUUGCCAUGACAACAAUGUAAUACACCGCGAUGUCAAGCCCCACUGUGUUUUACUGGCUUCGAAGGAGAACUCUGCUCCGGUCAAACUAGGAGGCUUUGGAGUGGCGAUACAACUGGGAGAGUCUGGCCUGGUUGCUGGAGGUCGUGUUGGCACUCCGCACUUCAUGGCUCCGGAGGUUGUCAAGAGAGAGCCAUACGGCAAGCCAGUGGAUGUGUGGGGAUGCGGAGUGAUCCUUUUUAUCCUCCUGUCUGGUUGCCUGCCUUUCUAUGGCACAAAGGAUCGCCUUUUUGAGGCCAUCAUCAAGGGAAAAUACAAGAUGAACCCACGCCAAUGGGCCCACAUCUCCGAGAGUGCCAAAGAUCUAGUGCGACGCAUGUUAAUGCUGGAUCCCGCGGAAAGGAUCACAGUUUACGAGGCGCUCAAUCACCCCUGGCUGAAGGAGAGAGACAGGUACGCCUACAAAAUUCACCUUCCUGAAACAGUGGAACAGCUAAGGAAAUUCAACGCCAGGAGGAAGCUGAAGGGUGCUGUGCUGGCAGCUGUUUCAAGCCACAAGUUUAAUUCCUACUACGGGGAUCCUCCUGAGGAGCUUCACGACUUCUCAGAUGACCCAACUUCUUCAGGACUGCUAGCCGCAGAAAGGGCAGUAUCGCAGGUUUUGGACAGUCUAGAAGAGAUUCAUGCUCUUACAGACUGUAGCGAGAAGGAUAUGGAUUUUCUCCACAGUGUUUUCCAGGAUCAACAUCUCCACACUCUGUUAGAUUUAUAUGACAAAAUCAACACCAGGUCGUCCCCACAAAUCCGAAAUCCUCCUAGCGAUGGAGUACAGCGAGCCAAAGAGGUACUGGAGACAAUCUCCUGUUAUCCAGACAACAUUGAGGCCAAGGAGCUCAGAAGGAUCCUCACACAACCACACUUCAUGGCUUUGCUGCAAACACACGAUGUGGUCGCCCAUGAGGUCUACAGCGACGAAGCGCUUCGAGUGACCCCCCCGCCCACAUCCCCUUACCUGAACGGAGACUCACCUGACAGCACCAACGGAGACAUGGACCUGGAGAACGUUACCCGAGUCCGGCUGGUUCAGUUCCAGAAGAACACAGAUGAGGCCAUGGGCAUUACGCUGAAAAUGAAUGAGCUCAACCACUGCAUCGUGGCCCGAAUCAUGCACGGUGGAAUGAUUCAUCGGCAAGGCACCCUGCAUGUAGGAGAUGAAAUCAGGGAAAUUAACGGCAUCAGUGUUGCAAAUCAAACAGUGGAACAGCUCCAAAAAAUGCUUAGGGAAAUGAGAGGAAGCAUCACGUUCAAGAUAGUACCUAGUUACCGCUCUCAGUCCAAGUCUUGUGAGAAGGAGUCACCAGAUUUGUCUCAACAUUCAGCUGCUAAUGGUCACGCAAGCGUCACCAGCUCUAUUCUGGACCUGCCAGCAACAAUUCAACCCAAAGCUCGUCAGAUCUAUGUCCGUGCUCAGUUUGAGUACGACCCGACAAAAGAUGACCUCAUACCUUGUAAGGAAGCGGGCAUUCGCUUCAGGGUGGGUGACAUUAUUCAGAUUAUCUCCAAGGAUGACCACAAUUGGUGGCAGGGGAAGCUAGAGAACACCAAGAACGGCACAGCGGGUCUCAUCCCUUCCCCGGAACUGCAGGAGUGGCGUGUGGCGUGCAUAGCCAUGGAGAAGACCAAACAGGAACAGCAAGCCAGUUGCACGUGGUUUGGCAAGAAGAAGAAACAGUAUAAAGACAAGUACUUGGCUAAGCACAAUGCAGUGUUUGAUCAACUAGACCUGGUGACAUAUGAGGAAGUGGUCAAACUGCCUUCAUUCAAGCGGAAAACACUUGUGCUGCUGGGUGCACACGGAGUUGGUAGAAGGCACAUCAAAAACACGCUUAUCACGAAACAUCCGGAGCGCUUUGCCUACCCCAUUCCUCACACGACACGGCCUGCGAAAAAAGAUGAAGAAAAUGGAAAGAACUACUACUUUGUAUCUCAUGACCAGAUGAUGCAGGACAUCAGCAACAAUGACUACCUGGAGUACGGUAGCCAUGAAGAUGCCAUGUACGGGACCAGAUUGGAGACUAUUCGACAGAUUCACGCCCAGGGCAUGAUUUCUAUUCUGGAUGUUGAACCGCAGGCGCUAAAGAUUCUCCGAACCGCCGAGUUCGCUCCCUACGUCGUCUUCAUUGCAGCUCCCACUAUCACGCCAGGCCUGACGGAGGAUGAUUCCUUGCAGCGGCUCCAGAAAGAGUCAGAGAUGCUGCAGCAGACGUACGCUCACUACUUCGACCAGACCAUCAUCAACAACGAAAUCGAUGACACUCUGCGCCUGCUGGAGGAAGCCGUGGAUCUGGCGUGCAAUACCCCUCAGUGGGUCCCCGUGUCCUGGGUAUACUGA